Molecule: messenger RNA, 5238 nt
Organism: Salvelinus fontinalis (brook trout)
Lineage: Eukaryota; Metazoa; Chordata; Actinopteri; Salmoniformes; Salmonidae
Gene: dtx4a
Product: deltex 4, E3 ubiquitin ligase a
Exons: 8
Coding region: 426-2672 (748 amino acids)
Biological process (GO): protein ubiquitination; Notch signaling pathway
Cellular component (GO): nucleoplasm
Molecular function (GO): zinc ion binding; ubiquitin protein ligase activity
Source: RefSeq, a predicted model, not a curated record
AUUUGAUUGGCUACAUUACCUCUUGCUGAUAGAUAAGGGCUGGUUGAAAUUACUGGGUGAAAUGCUUGUCAACGCACUCAUGGCAACAUUUUGUAAAAAAAAUAUUUUUGACCGGGGAUGGCCCACGGAAUUAUUUCUAGUUGUUCCUCGCGUUUAAAUGCAACCCACUCAUAAAACCAAGACACAUCAUGGACCAAUUGCACGACAUGGCUAUGCAGGCUUUCGCGGAGAUUCAAACAAAUAGCCUAAACACAUUUUCUCGCAACAACAGCCUUGGAUUUGCACUACUAUAGGCAAUACUUCCUAACAUAACGAGAUGGAUAGUAGCUAAACCAAGAAAACCCUAGCCUACACUGGAUUGGCUUUGAUUGGAGGUAACGUUAGCCUACGGAAGGCGAACUAAAAGUAUCCAGCAUUGGCGUAGGAUGUUACUAGCGUCGGCCGUGGUGGUAUGGGAAUGGCUGAACGAGCACGGGCGCUGGCGGCCUUACAGCCCGGCCGUCUCUCACCACAUCGAGGCAGUCAUCCGCAACGACCCACGGGGUGGUAGUGUUGUCUUAGGCCAGGUGGACUCUCGCCUCUCGCCCUACAUCAUCGACUUGCAUUCCAUGCACCAGUUCCGACAAGAUACAGUUCUGUGGCGUGACCCUCGUCUCUCUACCGUUACCCCAGGUACCCUCCGACCGGUGCGUCGCAGUUUCUACGACCCCACGUCGGCGCCGGGCCAGGGCUGGCUGUGGGAGUGGGAGAACGACACAGGCUCGUGGACAGCCUACGACACAGAGGUGGGCAUCGCCAUCCAGGCAGCACGCGACCGUCAGCAGCCCUGGCUGGACCUGGCGCCACUGGGCUUCUGCUACCUCAUCGACUUUCAGAGCAUGACCCAGAUCAACGGGCAGACGCAGCGCUGCCGCCGCAUCCAGCGCCGCUCCGACCUGGCUUACCCUCUGGUGUCGGGGCCCCUUCCCAAGACACACCACGCCUGGGGACCCAGCCCUGGAGGACUGCCGGGGGUGGGGGUUUCCGGAGUGGGCAUGGGGAACGGGAACGGUAGCGCCUACCCCAGCGGCGCCCUGCCUGCCUCUGCCAUCACAUCGCUGGGCCAGCCCUGCGCCUGUCAGCAAUGCAUGCUGGUCCUGAGCGUCAAGGCAGGCGCCAUGGCGACAGCUCACACCCUGGGCAGGAGGCCGCCUCAGAACAAGCCGCCCAGCCCCAAACUAGGUGGUGGUUACUCGGCCAUGGGGGGGUCUUACUCGCUGACUCUCCCCCGCCCCCCCUCCUCCAUGGCCAGGUCCUUGUCCCCCCACAGGACGUCCGCGGGCUGGGCUAGCAGUGGUGUAGGGGUCGGCGGCGGCUUCGCCCACUCGCUCUCCCUCCUGGGUUCGGCCACCGCCGCACUCUCCCUCACCUCUACCCGGCCCCCUCCCCCGCCUCUACCCCCCCUUCCGCCUCCUCCACCGCCUCCGCCCUCCUCCAUCGCGUCCGGUGUCAUUCUUCCUCCCUCCUCUUCCUUCUCCAUGGCAUCCUCCGGCCCUCCGUCGAUGCCCGCGCCGGCCCCUCUUCUCAUCUCCACGGCAGCCUCCUCCUGCACCCCCUCACCCUCCGCCCGUGUCCUGGGGCCCGUGUCUUCAGCAGCGGCAGCCUGUGCAGCCCCCCUGCCACCUCGUGCCAGCCUUGCCGGGCUCAGCCGACCCGCCCUGCAGCGCAUCGCCAUGGCCCAGUCCAGAGCCCUCAUCGCCUCCGGUGUCCCAACGGUACCUGUGAAGAACCUCAAUGGAUCUAGCCCUGUCCACCCUGCGUUGGCAGGUAUUACAGGGAUCCUGAUGAGCGCCGCAGGACUUCCUGUUUGUCUGACCCGCCCUCCCAAGCUAGUGCUCCACCCCCCGCCCGUUAGCAAGAGUGACAUAAAGCCCAUCCCCGGCCUCGGCCACUGCUGCCGCAAGACCACCAAGAAGCAGGCUCGCAAAGGCAAGACCCCUGAGGAAGUAGUGAAGAGGUACCUUCAGAAGGUCCGCAACCCCCCAGAGGAGGACUGCACUAUCUGCAUGGAGGCCCUGGCUGGGCCCUCGGGAUACAAGGGCCCCGGAGUUGGGGGAAUCCAGCGGGCAGAGUCGGUUGGUCGCCUGGCUCAGUGUGGGCACCAGUACCACCUGCAGUGCUUGGUGGCCAUGUACAACAAUGGCAACAAGGACGGCAGCCUACAGUGCCCUACCUGCAAGACCAUCUACGGCGUGAAGACUGGGAACCAGCCACCCGGCAAGAUGGAGUACCACGUCAUCCCCCACUCGCUGCCCGGCCACCCUGACUGCAAGACCAUCCGCAUCAUCUACAACAUCCCCCCCGGCAUCCAGGGGCCUGAGCACCCGAACCCGGGCAAGCCAUUCACCGCCCGGGGAUUCCCCCGACACUGCUACCUCCCUGAUAGCGAGAAGGGACGCAAGGUACUGAAGCUGCUGCUGGUGGCGUGGGACCGCCGGCUCAUCUUCUCGGUGGGCACGUCCAGCACCACGGGCGAGUCGGACACGGUCAUCUGGAACGAAGUGCACCACAAGACUGAGUUUGGCUCCAACCUAACAGGCCAUGGCUACCCUGACCCAGGCCACCUGGACAACGUUCUGGAGGAGCUUAAGGCCCAGGGGAUCACAGAGGAGGAGUGCCUACCCAGAGACUGAGCUAAAGAUGGGUCAAUGGGGAAACAGCAACACAGAGACUUGUUCUGACUCUGGAGACUUGAGACCGAGCUUAAACAAUGAACAUACAGACUCAGUGAGACACAAUGGAACAGAGAUGAGAAGAAAUAGACAAAUGAAUAUGUAAAAAAAAAAAAGAGAGAAAUACAGAAAUGAACACAGACAGCGCAACUGUGACAGCAACAGAAACCGAAUGCCUGAAAGACUGCAUACGAGAAGAAAUGACUGAACGGGUGAAAAGAUGAGCCAAGAAAAAGAACCAACGGCACAUUAAACAAAUAGAGAAACAGACAAAUCGACUGUCUGACUGUAGUUUCUAGCGACACUGACUGAGGUACAACAUCAUACACCCUCUGAACAGGUGGGCUGUGGCUCGGCUGCAUGGGUCGGGUGUAUGAUAGAAUGUUUUAGUUUAUUUCUGCUACACUAAUGGUGGCGUCACAAAAUGUCAUUCAGUGAGACGUUUGAGGCAACAGUGCACAUACAAUUCAGUGUUGGACAGAAGCUGUUGUUUACACUGUGAGAGUUUGACAAGAAUGUACGGAAUCUGUAUUGGUCCAAUUGAAUUCAAUGGUGAACCAAGUUACCAGAGCUGCUGUAAGUGGUAGAAUAAGCACUAAAAAUGGGUAUUAGUGGGGUUAUGAUAGAUAGGCUAACGAAUGGUAGAGGGCAAAAAAGUAUUAGACCACUGGCAGCAGAGUAACAAAUCUCUCAUUACAGAAAACGUUAACUUUCAAAAAUAUUUCAUGUUUAUGACUGGAUGUGUGAGCAUGAAUGUGUAAUGCCCUCUAGUGGUACUUAUCGAAAAAUACAUUCCCUUUGCCUCUAUAGGGUUUCUUCUGUAUUUUAUGAAUUGCUGUAUCAUUUUGAAAAUGCAUUGUUGUACAUUUUAAAUAGUUGUUAUAUAUUGGCUCUGUUGAGUUUAUAUAAUUUUUACAUUCCAUUUUGUUUUUACCUGGUUAACGUUGUAUGUUGUCUGUUUGAUUUCUAUAGCAUUAUUUUCUAUAUGUGACAUUGUAAGGAAAUGAGUCAAGCUUGAGUCUUCCUCGAGAGGGCUCCUAAAUAUUACAAGCCUUUGUGGGUGUGUGUUAAUAUCUGAGUUUUUACCUCGGACGAUUUAAGACUCAAAGUUGCCAGGCACUUUCAGUAUUAAUUUACAUUUUUUACAUUUAAGUCAUUUAGCAGACGCUCUUAUCCAGAGCGACUUACAAGUACAUACAUUCAUACUUUUUUUGUACUGGUCCCCCGUGGGAAUCGAACCCACAACCCUGGCGUUGCAAGCGCCAUGCUCUACCAACUGAGCCACACGGGACCUGAUUUGGGAACCCUCUCGAUGGGGUGGGUGAGCCUAAAAGCACAAAAUGAGUCCUUUUCAAACCAUGUGUGCAUCUCAAUAGUCUUACAUAGCUUCCUCUCCAAUUAUUUCACGCCAAUGCAGAUGAAUGAACAGAGAUGGGGGGUGGGAAGGGCACUAGACUUUUGAGAUGCACCCCAGAAGGAAUUAAAUCAGAUAUAAAGCUAUGAUUGGAUCUGCCACCAGAGGUCAGAUUUGCACUGCACAGAGCAUCAUCUUUCCUUAUUCCUUUAGUCAAAAGGAAACAUGGAAAGUUAGGCAUGACCUUAAGAAGUUAUAUCUAACAGUUAAAACUACUUUGGGUUUAAUUUUCUUUCUUUUACACACCGGCUUCAUUCGUCUCCGAGAAAAGCGAACCUUCUGUUGUUUUUUCUGUAAGGAGGUAGAAAGAUUAACUCUGUCGUCGAUCUAACCUGUUGUCAAACGGUCCAGUCGGUUUGUGUUAGGUCCAUGACGGACCUGCUUAUAAAGCGGUACUAUUGACAAUAUGUUUGAGUAUGUGUUAACAUGCAAAUGUUAGGCCAACAUUUAUAGUUUCUGUUUUUUCUGUAUGUAUGUGUGUGUUUAUGUAUACAACUUUACAUUAAACAUUUUGUAAAGGUACGGUUAUAACGUAACUCUAUACUUAAUUCAUUUUAUUUAUUGUGCUCUAUUUUUUAUACUUUUUAUCGAAUUGUUUUUUUUGUAAGUUGCAUAUCAAAACCACUUUUUUUUAUUUUAAACUUUGUAUUGUUUAGCCACAUUUUACAGCUGUGUGACUACAUGAAGUCUACAUAUCCAUCACAUGACUGCUGUAUUGUACUUUCUGGGUAAGGUUACUGCAUUUGCCACAUGUUAUGUGACUGUAUCCCCCCCCACCUCCCCAAAAUACCAGCAACUGGUUUGGAUGUCUUAUGCAGGACUUUAUGUAGUCAUGUUUUAUGUCUAUUCACUUCUUGCACUGCUCAGUUUGGCACAUGUCAUUUUCUUUCCCAGGCACAGUUUGACUACAUGUCCGUCAAUGGGAAUAAAACAACGGUUGAAGGCUCAUGAUCACUUUGUAAAAAAAACUGUUAAUAAAACCUUUGUAAAAGUUGUAAUGGAGAGAACGAAUGACGUUGAGAACUAUGAUGGCAGAGAAUGUAGUAACAUAUAAAACUACAAAAGAUUUGCAUUUAAAGUAACAGUGGGACAAUUAAAAUAACAGUAUUAUGA